AUGUCGCCUUCUGUUCCUACCAAAGACUUUGUGAGACCUGUGGACAUUAAAGAAGAAGGAGAUGAAGAAGAAGAGGUGGAGCAGCACAGUGAAGAUGAAUCAUCUGAAAUCAGUGGUGCUAAGUGGAUCCAGUCUAAUGUAAAACCGAAGACAGAGGCAACAGGAUGGACAGACCGAAUAGAUCAUCAGAAAAUGCAGACAUUUCAAUGUUCACAUUGCAAGGAAGUCUUUACUGACAUGGGAGAUCUCAACAGACAUCAGUUGAUCCAUUCAGGGAAAAGACCAUAUCAGUGCUCACAAUGUGGAAAGAGUUUUAGUAAAAAGGGCGAUCUGAAGACCCAUCAGAUGGUCCACUCAGGAGAAAAGCCAUUUAAGUGUUCAGACUGUGGAAAGAGUUUCAGGCUAAAGGGCCAUCUCAAUACCCAUCUGAUGGUCCAUUCAGGAGUAAAGCCAUAUCAGUGUCCUGACUGUGGGAAGAGUUUUACAAAAAAUAGCAAUCUUAAAAACCACCAGAUGAUCCACUCAGGUGUUAAGUCAUUUCAAUGUUCUGACUGUGGAAAAAGUUUCAUUCACGUGAGCAAUCUCAAAAGGCACCAGAAGAUACACUCAGGUGAAACUGUAAAGCCAUUUAAGUGUUCUGACUGUGGAAAGAGUUUUAGUGAAAAGUCCUAUUUUAAGCAACACCAGAUGGUCCAUUCAGGAGUAAAGCCAUAUCAGUGUCCUGGCUGUGGAAAGAGUUUUGCAAAAAUGAGCAAUCUUAAGAACCACCAGAUGAUCCACUUGGGUGCAAAGCCAUAUCAGUGUUCAGACUGUGGUAAGAGUUUUAGUGAAAAGGGCAAUCUUUGGAAACACCGCCAGAGGAUCCAUUUGGGGGCAAAGCCUUAG
Engraulis encrasicolus (European anchovy) is the source of this 885-nucleotide messenger RNA. Its product is annotated as gastrula zinc finger protein XlCGF7.1-like. The transcript is spliced from 3 exons. Gene Ontology annotation, molecular function: DNA-binding transcription factor activity, RNA polymerase II-specific. Gene Ontology annotation, cellular component: nucleus. NCBI's taxonomy places the organism in Eukaryota, Metazoa, Chordata, Actinopteri, Clupeiformes, Engraulidae. Gene Ontology annotation, biological process: regulation of transcription by RNA polymerase II. The record is from RefSeq and is a predicted model, not a curated record. The coding region runs from base 1 to 885 and encodes 294 amino acids.